Molecule: messenger RNA, 327 nt
Organism: Tetrahymena thermophila SB210
Lineage: Eukaryota; Ciliophora; Oligohymenophorea; Hymenostomatida; Tetrahymenidae
Exons: 1
Source: RefSeq, a predicted model, not a curated record
AUGAUUUUUAAAGAAAGCUUGUAAACUAGAUUAUAUAUUAACCAAAGAAGAAAUGGACUAAAUAAACAAGCCAAAAGAAUUGGCAGGAAUUCAAAAGUAUACUAUUCAGAGCAAGAAUAAUCAAUUUAAAGGAGAGUCAUCUUUAUAGCCUUAAAAAUUAAUACAGUCUCCCCUUUAAUUUAUAUUUAAAAUUAUGAGCCUCUAAUUCCUUUAUCACUAAUAAUAUUAUUUUAUUACGUAUCUGCAAAGUAAUAACUAAUAUCAUUUUAAGAGUAAAUUUUUAACUAGCAAGAACCAGAAUUAUUAUAUUCAAAAGGCUUUAGAUGA